This is a messenger RNA of Capsicum annuum, 700 nucleotides long. Its product is annotated as ATP synthase protein MI25. The transcript has a single exon. Gene Ontology annotation, molecular function: proton transmembrane transporter activity. Lineage: Eukaryota; Viridiplantae; Streptophyta; Magnoliopsida; Solanales; Solanaceae. Bases 52 to 648 code for a protein of 198 amino acids. Gene Ontology annotation, biological process: proton motive force-driven ATP synthesis. The record is from RefSeq and is a predicted model, not a curated record.
CUUAAACCACUUCCUAUUCAGUUGUUGAAAGAUAGAGAUUAGGCUUUCUAAAUGAGAUUGAGUUCCACGAAUAUGCAAGCUAGAAAGAUUCUAUUUGCUGCUAUUCUAUCUAUUUGGGCAUCAAGUUCAAAGAAGAUCUUAAUUUAUAAUGAAGAAAUGAUAGUAGCUCUAUGUUUUAUAGGCUUUAUCAUAUUCAGUCGGAAGAGUUUAGGUAAUACUUUCAAAGUGACUCUCGACGGGAGAAUCCAGGCUAUUCAGAAAGAAUCGCAGCAAUUCCCCAAUCCUAAUGAAGUAGUUCCUCUGGAAUCCAAUGAACAACAACAAUUACUUAGGAUCAGCUUGCAAAUUUGUGGCACUGUAGUAGAAUCAAUACCAAUGGCACGUUGUGCACCUAAGUGCGAAAAGACAGUUCAAGCUUUGUUAUGCCGAAACCUAAAUAUUAAGUCAACAACACUUCUAAAUGCCACUUCUUCCCGUCGCAUCCGUCUUCAGGACGAUAUAGCCAUAAAGAUGCACGUCUUAGUAGGGAAAAUAUUUUGCCCCUGGUGUAGCUCGAAAGCAGAAAGAGUAGAAUUCAUUCGAGAGAGCUUGGUGGUCUUAAGAAUGGUUCAGGUGGGGGAUUCUCUUAAGAAUAAAGAAUUCGAAUAGAAUCUAAUUCAUGUUCAUGUUAACAGAAGAGCGGAUCCAAUACCAAGAUGCU